UCAGGUGAACUCCAGCUCUCUCUGCUGAUCAUCUCCAGCCUCUUCCAGCCUCCACCUCCCUCCAGCUCCUCUCCAAUUAUCCUGCAGGAGGAGGGGGGUUGCUGGCCGGGCAGACGGCUCUGUGCUUUAAACGCCUUUUCUUAGGUCCCACAAUAUGGUGUGUGCCACUAAACUCUCCUGACGGAAUUGAACGUAAUUAUCGGAUUACUGCGCUGCGGCUCUGAAGCUGGAGAUAUUUACUACCAUCCCGACGACGGAGGUGUUUUCCUGCUCUCUGCUCUCAUGUACCGGCAAGUCUUGUCGUAGUUUCUCUAAUUUUUCCCCCUCUAAACUCUCCGUUUGUGAUUCAUCCGUUAAUUAAAAGAGGUUUCUGUGCGUCGUGGAUUGGAGCGUUUUUACGCACGAGUGGAGAUGUAAAGUGGAGGUGGAUACGGUGUUAUUUCUGCAUGAACUGGACUUUUGACGAUUCCCAGAGGCUCUGAAGAGGAACCAUUUUGUCCAACGACGUGCCCCUCUUCUGUUAUGUCUGUCGCCUCUCUGCCAGAAUGGAAGCAACUCCUUCUGGAGAAGAAGAGGAGAGAGGAGGAGGAGCGAGAGAGGAGGGAAAAAGAGGAGGAGGAGAAGUUUGCCAGCAUGCCUGCCUGGAAGCGAGGGAUCAUCCAGCGCAGGAAGAUGAAGCAGGAGAGUCUGGGCGACAGGGAGAAGGACAGUAACACCUGUCUGCUGCAGGUGGACGUCAGAUCUCCUUCUGACGGUCUGAGCGACACCGACAGCUCGGUAACCGUUAAUCUGGGAAGCGAACCGUCGCUCAGUCCCGACCCGGCACUGUGGCUGGAUGCAGAGCCCAAACCGGCCAGUCAGGUGUCUGUGGAAACCAUCGUUCCAGUCCAUGAAAAUCCAUUCAUCCGCACACAGAGCGCAUGGAGGAAGGGCAGGGAUGUGGAAGUAGGGAAUGAGCCAGAAGUUAAGGAGAGGGAGAAGGAUAAAAUGAGCCCUAAAGGUCAAGACGGGGAGUCGGGGAGAGGACGAGAUAUAGAGCUGAAAAUAGAGAGGUUCAGGGAUCUGAGUGAACCACGGGAAAAAGAGAGGAGCGUUGAGAGAAGUCAAGGGAAAGAGUACAACAGGGAUGGAUGCGAGAAAGACAAAAUCCAGUGGAAGGAGUCAGCUAAGGAGCAGGAAUUCCUCAAAGUAAAACUAGACGCCGAGGACAAAGAUGAUCAUCCACCAUCUGGUUCGUUUCCUCCCUGUCUGCGGACUAUCCGAGCCGACAACAUCAUCAUCAUCGAGCAGGACAGGAAAGGCAGCGAUGAGAGGAGGGGGAGAUGGAGGGAGGUGGAGAGGGAGAGGCCUGAGGAGGAGAACCAGGGGAAGAGGGGGAUGAAGAUGGACCUGAGGGAGAUCCUGGCCGGGGGAGGCAGCGUCACUGAGAUUAGAGCCUCCGAGGUGCUGAUCAUAAAGCCCUCGGCGAGCCCUGAAGAGAAGAAUACAGGAGGGAAGGUGAGAGAGGAUGGAGAGGUGAAAGGAAACGUGGAUAUAAGAAGGGAGAGUGUUGGCAGAGAGCUGAGGACAGAUAUGUCCUGGCUGAGGGAGAAAGAGACUGUUAAGGAGAAGGAGAAGCCGUGGGGUCAGGCGACGGUUAUCAAUAAAGACGACAGGAAGGAUAGCUUGGACGAUAGUGUGUUUGUGGAGAGAGGAGGGAGGGUCAGCCAGCUGCUCAGCAGAUUCGGAGAGCACCCCAAGCCUCCGUCUCGAUCCAAAAGCUCUGAUAAUUUCCUCCAACCGGGGAGGAGAAAAUACUCAGAAGAUCAGGAUGACCAACAAUCAGAGGAGAGGAAGGCGGAUGCGAAGGAUUUGCUGUUUAAAGGCGUCCCGAAACGCUCGUUCAGCUUCUCCGAUCGAGUCAUCUGCGCCAAGGAGAACGGGUUAGGAGACGAAGGAUAUUUUGAGAGGAAAAUACGUGAGAGGAUUCAUUCAGACAGGAGUGUGGCACCAUGGGGAGACGUGGCAGGUUUAGGGAAGGAAAACAAGAUCAAAAUGGGGUGCGCACGACUUUUAGACAAAGAUCGGUUUGGAAAGUACAGAGACGGACGCGUUAAAGCUGACAGUGAAGUUAGGAAAGUCGAACCCGUUGACAAGAGGGCUGCGGAGAAGGUAGUCGAUGCAGACGGAGAUAAAGGGUUCACGGUGGCAUCGGUUAAAAACACAGAGGGAAUAUCGUUCGCUAGAAGAGUCCCGAUCAGGCAGGAUGGAAAAGCAAGAGCUGAAAGAGACGUCAAGCGACUGAUAAGUGAGAAAAGCUCGGAAAAGGAGGCGAGCAUCGAUAAAGAAUCCGAGACAGGAGGACUGAUUGAGGCGCAAGGUUGCAGCAAAACCGAUUUACCAAGAGAGGACGGAUUCGAAAUCCCUCCAGAAUCUAGUCGCGACAUCUCUGCCUCUGAAGACCCGCUCAGUCCGAGUCACCACAGACAUGAUUCAGCUUUCAAAGAGUGUAGUCAGAGUCUACAUAAGGAGUGGAGCGGUACCGGACCACAAGGACCUUACCUGACACACUCUGUUUUGUCCCAACAUACAGAGGAUCUUAUUAGUAAAAUAGAAAAAAUAGGAGACACGACUGUUUACAGCAAUGACCGAGGAGAAAGGGGUUAUAAGGCUGCUCAAGAAGUGACUAAAGAGACCAUACAGGAGGCACAAACAAGAGCUGAUGUUGGAUCAGAGAGCCUCGGUCAUGAUAUAACCCCCAGAUCCCCAAAAAGGAUCGCGCCCAUGGGGAUGUCUACGGGCCCUCUGGAGAUUCAGAUCCCCAGGACUGUGUUUUACGUUGCAGAAGAAAUGGUGGACAGAAAAACAGGUCAAAGUGGCGAGGGGCAAGACUGGGAAGAAGGCCGAGGGGUUGAGAGGAGGGACAGCUGGAGGAUCGGGAAGCCGCUGAGUCGCAUCGAGUCGUUGCGAGAGAAGAUCCGGCAGAGAGAGCUGGAGAGGCAGCGGCAGAGAGACGCUCAGGACGGAGGUGAAGCUGCAGAGAUAAAUGACGCUCAGGAGGCCGAGGACAGGUAUGAAGAGAGGGGAAGCGAAACAGAGAAAGAGUGGGAAGCUGCAGCUCAUGUGCAGAGGAGACAGGUCGAAGCAGAGAGAGGACAGGAAGACGCAGUAGAGCAGACAGUCGCGGCUGACGUCAAACGGGAAGUCGGCGUGUUGAAAACCUGCCCUCAACUUCCUGCUUCACAAGCUGUCGGGGCAGAGGAAGUGAACGCUGCCUCUGAAACUACUGCUGAUAGCUUCCAGAUAUCCGACGAUGAAGACGACCCCCUGAAACAUGUAGAAGAGCAGCUGAGACGCCACAGAGGCCGACACGAGAGCAGAGAAGAACAUCAGGCUGAAGAAGAAGAAGAAGAAGAAGAGAAAGAGCUCUCUGAGGAGGAGGUCGAGGGGUUUACAUCGCCUCUGGAUAAAUCUCUCUCCCCUUCACCACCUCAUCCCAACUCCCUCGCAGCCAUGAGUCGGAUCUACAACCUGGAAAAGGUGGGUUCAAGGUCGGGUUUGUGCGUGAGAGAAAGGACGGUGGAAAUCGCGUCAUCGGUGCACCUUGUCAAAGUGAAGCCGCUCGUGUCAAACUCGCAGCAGGGAGACGGCAAAAGUGAAGACAUUUGCGGGGUUCAGUCGAUACAGCGGCAGAUAGAACAGUUUCAGUUAAAGGAGCAGGAAGUGUUGAAGGCUUCACCAAAUGCUCCCCUAAAGGACACAAAGCUGCAGCAAAGCCCCAAGAGAGUGUUCAAGCAGCAGGUAAAAGACGAUCUCAAAGCCCAGGAGAAAGAUCAAGAAGCACCAGGACUGAACCCCAAAGUGUCUCCGUCUCAGAAUAAGCAAACUAUCACCAUCAAUCCGUCGCUGCUCAGGAGCCAGUCCCCGGUUAAUACCCUGAAACCUGCAGAAUCCACACCGACCCCCGCCUCCUCCCCGAGUUCUCCAUCUCCUGCCCAAUCCCCCAGCAUCUCUCCAUCACCCAGCCCAUCGCCAACGCUCUUCUCCAUCAGGAGCGCAUCUGGAGGUCAAGUGAAGAGAGGCGCCACCAUCACCAUCACCCCGAAGAAGCCUGUCGGAGGAGGAGGAGGAGGAGUGACGGGGUCAGUGGUGCGACCCACAACAGCAGGAUUGACCUCCGUAAAGACCCCGGUGCAGCAGACGACCACCGCUGUCGUCGAACCGGCGAAGAAGAAGUACCCGACAGUGGAGGAGAUUGAGGUGAUUGGCGGAUAUCAGAAUCUGGAGAAGUCCUGUCUGAUCAAGAACAGAGGGACUCCCAAAAGGGGGAAGGUGUGUUUCGACGAGGACCAGCUGGAGCAGGUCUGUGAAUAUCCGUCAGAGACCUUCAUGCUGACGUUCACCUCCUUCCCCCACGAGCUGGGAAGGAUGGAGAAGCUGCAGGGGGAGGAUGUUCAGGAGGAGGAAGGCGAGGUGGAGGCGGGACCGGUGGUGUUGAAGAGCACGAGGAGCACCGGGAUCACAACGGGGCCACGUCUAAGAGUGGAUGAGUCUUGCCCUCGGUAGAAGCCAGUCACCUUCGCCAAAAUUGCCCAUGUGAUGAGGUCACCAGCCGUUUUACUGAACAAUGUUGUGAUUUUUAUUGUGUUUUUGAUUCAUUUGGUGUUUGUUAAUCCUCGUGGUGUCUUGUUUUAUCUAGGAUGAAUGAGGUGUACAGUCCAGGUGUGGUUUAUGCUGUUCAUUAAAGGGAUGUGUGUUUACUGGGAGGAAAAUAGUUUAUUUUCAGGGAAUACGAGGGACAAAUGUGAAUGUACAAGCAAGUCUGGUACGUGUGUUAAACAACCCUCAGGUUUGCACUGCAGGGCGACGAAGGAUCACUUGUCUAUGCAAUAUAAUGAAACAGAUAAGAUUUUAUUUUUUAGUUAAUAUAUUUUAAGAUAGUUUCUUCUAUGUCGUCGUCUUUCUAAAUUGAAGUCAGCACUGCCUCGGCACAGGAGGAAGACUCGGUGAUGUUUAUAUCGUCUGGUUUCAUGUGCCUGCUGGAUUUGCCCAUACCGAUGAUAUAAACAUCAGUUAAUGAUAUUUAGUCUGAAGCCUUUCAGCCUCUCAGCGAGCGUUGUGGUGCAUGAACGGGUUCUGGUGCAAUGUGUGAGGUGAUUUUCUCGUUGAAGCCUUACUGUUCACAGAAACAACUCCGGUAACAGUUCAGCUAACAGAUUUAGACAAAGGUUUCAUUUUGUUUGACUCAGCAGAAGAUUUUAUGACACAAACAACUAAAUUAACACAUUAACUUCAUCAUAUUACAGCUGAUAUCAGACUUUUGGCUGUGCUACAUUUGUAAUGUUAUAUAUUUGCAGAUUUUCCUGUUUGUACGUGAAUAUUUUAAUUGGUGAAAGAAGAUGCAAAUUCUGUGAAAAUAAUUUUUCUAUGACAGUUGAAGAAGCUGGCUUCAAGAGAAACAAAUCCAAUAAAUAUUUCUGAAAGCA
Messenger RNA from Acanthochromis polyacanthus (spiny chromis), 5465 nucleotides. RefSeq names its product protein phosphatase 1, regulatory subunit 18 (gene ppp1r18). Bases 523 to 4545 code for a protein of 1340 amino acids. Gene Ontology annotation, molecular function: phosphatase binding. The transcript is spliced from 4 exons. The record is from RefSeq and is a predicted model, not a curated record. NCBI's taxonomy places the organism in Eukaryota, Metazoa, Chordata, Actinopteri, Pomacentridae.